UAUUUGCAUCUGGUCGUUUUAGCAGGUCUUCCUUUACAUAAGCACUAUUUAAACAGAACAUUCAGUUAGGUCCGUGUCAAGCAACACUCAGUCUUACCAUUCUAUAGUCUGUAGGACCUGGUAUUUUAAAACUGAAAGUCCGGUGUCACGAGAAAGAGGUUCCGAGAAACAGUCUUAAACAGAGAGCCCACCCUCCAUUAGAUCCAAAGAAAAAUGUUCAGAAAACUCAAGGUGCAUCAGUUCCAACAAUCGGAACGAAAACUUAUAAUUAGCGGCACCAAGUGAUUCCUGCGUAAAACUCUCAGGAUCAACAAGACUCUGCUAGCAAAGAUGGCGGACGUGCAAGAAAAUCACACUGGAGUGGUCCACCUGAUGGAUCACGUGAUGUCCCACAGCAACAACGAUAACGACACGGACCAAUACAAGCACUUCUACUUCAUAGCGAGGCAAAUCACGGGACUCUACGUGUUUCCAGUCCUGUGUACCUUUGGUAUUAUUGGGAGCAUUCUAACCCUUGUGGUUCUCAGUCAAAAACCCAUGAGGUCGUCAACAAACGUGUACCUCUCAGCCCUAGCCGUGUCAGAUAUGAUUAAGUUAAUCAAUGACUUUCUGUACUUCAUGACCGUCUUUCUGUACGUCACGUCGCCUGCGACUGGGCAAAAGAUGUACGCCUAUCUAUACCCGUUUUCACACUUCGUCUUUCAAAUGUCUGUAUGUGUGUCUUCGUGGUUGCUGGUCUCCGUGGCUGUGGAGAGGUACGUGUUGGUGUGUCAUGCCAUGUGGGGUAAAACCAUGUGUACCACGCAGAGAGCUACGGUGGUCAGUGUCGUCAUUUACCUUGUCAUGUCAGGAAUCGCCAUCCCAUCCGCUCUCCGGUAUAAAACAGUCAAGGUGUUCGACAACUCCACGGGGAUGUAUCACUUAGACGUGGAUCUUACGGAGUUGUGGAAAAAUAAAGAAUUUGUCACGGCGUACACGUGGAUACAGAAUCUGUUGCGCUCAGUGAUACCGCUCUUUAUUCUAGCCAUCAUGAACUUCCAAAUCAUCCGCGCUAUCAGAGCGACGCGGGCAAAUAAGAAACGUUCUCAGCGGCACCGCAUCACGGUGAUGCUCCUCAGCGUAAUUGUGCUGUUCUUGAUGUGCGUCACUCCUGAUGCAAUCAUGUCCACUGUGUUCGAGAUCGGCUAUCACGAGAACGAGAACUGCCUUGCCAAAGGGAUACGUGAAAUAACAGACACGUUGCUAUGCGUCAACGCAGCUGUGAAUAUAAUAUUGUACAGUGCUUUCAAUUCAAAAUUUCGCAAAUGUUUCUGCAUUCUGUUCUGCAAGUGCUGCACGGAUGAGAGAAUGGACACGAUGGUCAAGGAGGGCCUAAGCACCACGAACGUUCCGGCACGUUUGGCGGUGAACAGAGACGUACGUUACACGCGGUUGUUAGGAACAAACGCCUCGUGCCCUGUAUUCCUUAACGUGAGCUCUACUGCGACAUUCCUUAAAUGUGACUCACAAAUAGCCCUGACGCCGAUCAAGGAGGACUGGAACGGGAACUGUGAGCAGAGGGGCACCACGGUGGUCCGGCCAGGACUGAGGAGGCACACGGUGGAACAGUUUCCGUGCACGGCAUCCAGCGGCUCCGUGAACUCCCGGCGGGAAUCGGGCUGUAGCAAUGGGGUCGUGAAAUUUUCAGUCGGUAUAGAAGAAGAGUGAUACUGUUACUGGGUCUAGAAAAACGAUAUUAAAUGUGCGUGAGAAAAUUAGAAGGGGCUUUGUUUUUAAUGAAAAAAAUGGAAAAGGUCAAGUAUUGAGACAAUUAAUGAUGAAUGCAUUGACAUUCCACUGAUCUGCAAGAAUGGUGAACAAAAGUUGACUUGAGUCAACUUGGGGAUUGCAGUUCUAAUUUGGCCCAGUGAGAAAACUGGUUCUGCAACCAGGGGUUGGGCAAUUUUAAGGGUAUCGAGGAUGAAAGGUUUGCUGAACGAAGCGAGACAAAAAUUCAACAGAAAACGAGGGCAAUUUUUCAAUAACAUUAUACACAGGAAUAGAGUUUUGUCUCGCUUAAUUGUUGCACUGUCGUUUCGGCAGAGAGAAGGGGAAUAGCGUCAGAGCUCAGGGAGCACACCUCGACCUUGACCUGCCAUUGGUGACCUUGACCUGCCAUCGGUGAACAAUCUGGUCUCGGUUGUAUUGUUUUUCAGCACAAAUAACUUAUUUUCUACUAAAGUAAACACUAAAAGUGUUGGAUUGGAUGUUGCAAUAUUUUUGAAAGAAUUGUUGAUAUAUAUUGUUUUGAAUCUGUUUUUAUUUAGACGCUAGUAAGAAAAGGGCGUCGGACAAAGCGCACAAGACUUUUCUUUGCUCAAAUAAAAAGGUCCGAUAUGCCGUACACGUGAAUAUGUGAUCUUCAACUCAUUUUAUAAAUAUUAGUUCAGCAUUUGUGGGUACGUGGGAUUUUAGAGUCUAUUUAAUGUUGUACAACAACAGUGGCGGAUUUAGGGGUGUCAGGGGGGGUCCUGACCCCCGUCCUCCCUUCGAUUUCUGAAAGAA
Messenger RNA from Lingula anatina, 2544 nucleotides. RefSeq names its product FMRFamide receptor. Lineage: Eukaryota; Metazoa; Brachiopoda; Lingulata; Lingulida; Lingulidae. Gene Ontology annotation, cellular component: membrane. Gene Ontology annotation, molecular function: G protein-coupled receptor activity. The record is from RefSeq and is a predicted model, not a curated record. Gene Ontology annotation, biological process: G protein-coupled receptor signaling pathway.